UGUGAGGUUAUAUUUUUUCACAUCCGCUUCAUGCAACGUCAAAACAAACGAGUACAUACAUUGUCGGAUAAGCAAGGUUUUUAAGUAAAAAUGUCCGAAGAGCAACAGUCCCCUGAAGAAUUAAAAGAAAAGGGAAACAAUGCUGUGAAAAACCAGAAGUUUGAAGAAGCUAUCUUGUACUAUACUUAUGCUGUAAAGUUAGACCCAGGCAAUUACACACUAUACAGUAACAGAUCUUAUGCUUUCCUCAAAGUUCAACAGUAUUAUUUUGCUCUGGAAGAUGCUAAUGAGACAAUAAAGUUGAAUCCUACAUGGCCUAAGGGUUACUUCAGAAAAGCAGAGGUAGAAUAUGCAACAGGCCAUUACUUGGAAGCAUGUGAUUCAUAUAAAAAGGCUUUACAUCUGAAGCCAGGAGAUAUCAACAUUAUUGAGGCAUUGAACAGGACAGCUAAAGAAAUGCUCAAAGAACAGAAAGCUGAUGAAACAGUACCAUGGUUAGGUGCUGGUAUAGGAAUAAUAGUAGGAGCAGUAAUAGUUGUUGCAGACUGUGUUUUCACUUAUAAGCCAACACAUCCUAUGUUAAUGGCAUUUGUUACGAUAGUGAUAGCCAUGGUAGGGUAUGGUUUAGCUAGAUUAUAUAGGAAUUGGGUGAAGAGUCAGAAAAAUGGACUCCUGGACCCACCAGUUGACUUAUUAAAAGAAAGUGAACCAGAAGAAACGCAAAAGGAAGUAAAACACACCCCUAGGUAUACUAAAUCACAGGCGAGGCAACGAUACAAGAAAGGAAAAUUAUAAAUGUGUACAAGCUUUACGUGUAAUUUUAUGUUCCUUUUCAUUCCCUAUGUACAAAACACUUAUCUAUUUGUAAGAGAAAUAAUUACGACUGUAAAUAAACAUUUUACUAAACUAAA
Messenger RNA from Acanthoscelides obtectus, 911 nucleotides. Lineage: Eukaryota; Metazoa; Arthropoda; Insecta; Coleoptera; Chrysomelidae. The record is from the annotation of a GenBank genome assembly.